AUGACCAAUGCUAUGGCUAUGGAUUUGAUACACACAGCUACGGAAACUUUGAAGACAGCGCUUUCUGCUCCGCUCCCCGAUUCUGAAGAUGAGAGCUCCACCGCGCCUCAGCCACGCGGACGAAGCGGGAAAAAUAAGAGGAGGGCAACAGUCGCGACGUCCGCUGUUCGCAGCUCACCGAUCGAGAGGAGGACCAAGCAAGAUUUCGCCCCUGACGCCGACGUUUUUGUCCCGGCCCGGCGAACUGCAAGACGCAUGCAGUCAUCGGCGACGCUUCCAACUGCCGUCGCCAACUCAUUCGACGCGCUCGCUGACGCGCCAGAGCAGCUGCCGCGCGAUCCUGCGCCGAAGAAAGACUCCCAUCUUCCGCCGGUGAUCCUCCAGUUUCGGCCGCCCUAUGGGGAACUGCAGAAGUUGUUGCGCAGCUGGACCACGGCCGUGUACACCUUGAAGCCUGCCGGGCGUCACCUGUACAGGCUCACACUCCGCACUGCUGACGAUUAUUGCCGGGUCACUCAGAAGGCGUCUGAGCGUGUUAUCGUGGGUGUGAGAUGUGGAAGCGUGCCAUCGCUCGCCAACGUGGCCAAACACCCGCGCCAAGUCCCAAGAAGCGAACGACGAGGCGGCCCGGCGUUUCUUUCGCGGCGGCAGCAUCAGGGGCGCCGUCCGCCGUCCGCCGUCCCGACAGCGUCGGCCGCUCCUGCUCCCACCACAUCCGAGGCCGUGCCAAUACCUGAGGCUCCUGCGCCUCAACCACAGCCGCUAGUGGCGGAACCGGAAGCUGCCUCUCCAGGAACGUCGGCCGGACUGCGCCCCGUCUGCCGCCGGCGCGGGGGUCAACGCCCUGUGGGUACCCAGCGCUCAGCACCGUCAGUCGAGCAGCCCCAGGCGGUCUCUCACAGCGAAGCAGCCACGCCUCCCCCUUCCUGCGACGGGGCCGUGCCUGCUGCCUCCACCGCUGAUCUGGCCGACCUCGUCGCGCAGCUCACUGCCCUAGUGACCAGUGCCAAGAAGUUGAUCGAAGUCGUGUCGCAGCAACUCACCGCUGCAGUGCCGAUAGCCGCUCCGGCCCUGACCGCUGUCAACGCUCACCAGCUGCACCAUGGGCAGCGGUAG
This is a messenger RNA of Schistocerca piceifrons (Central American locust), 1116 nucleotides long. Its product is annotated as transcriptional regulatory protein AlgP-like. The record is from RefSeq and is a predicted model, not a curated record. The coding region runs from base 1 to 1116 and encodes 371 amino acids. The transcript has 2 exons. NCBI's taxonomy places the organism in Eukaryota, Metazoa, Arthropoda, Insecta, Orthoptera, Acrididae.